UCUUACAGGUUUAAUGCAGACCCCAGAAUUUUCAUGUCUGGAAUGGUCACCAGAUGAUAAGAUGAUCACUUAUGUUGCGGAGAAAAAGAGAAUUAAAGCAAAAAACUUCCUUACGCCUUUUGAAGGUGAAGGGGAGGAUGGUCGCGGUCAAGAGUAUGUCCAUCUUAAUGAAUGGGGAGAGCAGCUUGAGGGAAAACACAAGAGUGUGGUAUGCAUUCUGAAUGUUGACUCAGGUGAGCUGUCGACUCAUGACCUUCCUGACGAGCUGUGUCCUGGCCAGCUAGUGUGGGGUCCAGGGGGAAAUGGUAUCAUCGGAGUGGCAUUUGUGAGCAAACCUUAUCGUCUAGGGUCUCGUCUAUUGCCCCAACAGGGAGUCCAGGCUCUUUCACAUGGAUUUGGAAGGCAAAUAUACUCAGAUCAGCCAGGGCUUGAGCAACAUCCGCAGUCCACGUCUCAGUCCCGACGGCUCACGUAUUGCCUUCCUGCGGUCAACCAUAGGGGGACCCCACGCCAAGUCAGCCCAGCUUUGUGUCAUGUCAUGGCCUAGCAAGGAGGAAAAAGUAGCAGUUGACGUGGUCCUUCGUGAGCAGAAGAUUGAGGAAGGCUAUACAUUCAAGGGUAUCUAUGGCUACUCUGGGUUACCUGCCCGGUGCUGGCUCAGUGACAGCAAGCGGCUCCUCUUCUCUUCAUUCAAGUUUGAUAACAUUGUGACCUAUGUUGUUAAUGUGGGUGAGUUUUAGGAUGAAUUUUGUUUG
Penaeus monodon (black tiger shrimp) is the source of this 755-nucleotide messenger RNA. Its product is annotated as acylamino-acid-releasing enzyme-like. The transcript has 5 exons. Lineage: Eukaryota; Metazoa; Arthropoda; Malacostraca; Decapoda; Penaeidae. The record is from RefSeq and is a predicted model, not a curated record. Gene Ontology annotation, molecular function: serine-type endopeptidase activity. The coding region runs from base 390 to 740 and encodes 116 amino acids.